UAAUAGAUGAUCUGGACUAACUGAAACACGCAUAUAAAAAAAUAUGGCAACCAAAUAUUGCGAACCGUGCACGUGGUAGGAAUCCUACAGCAUUCAGAUGGUGUUCCGAAUGUGAAGAAGCGCUGUGUUCCGAAUGUACAGAGGCUCAUAGAUUUCAAAAAAUUACUCGAAAUCAUCAUUUGGUAGAGAUAAGUAAAAUACCGGAAAGAAUUAAUAUAUCCUAUAAUUGCCCAAAGCAUCAACAUUUACCUUUCGACUAUUUCUGUGUCGAUCAUGAUGUAAUAUGUUGUAAGGAAUGUCUGUCCCAAAAUCAUCGAGCAUGUAAAAACGUCACAUUCAUUGAACGAGCAUCAAAGAAUUCUAAACAGUCGCAGUCGUUUAUUGAUUCAGAAAAACAGCUGGGCUUUAUUUCAGAAGCUUUGAAAAAUUUGAACAAGAGUUGCAAGGAAAAUGAUAGUCGAAUACACCAACAAGAAACCAACAUUCGGAAACAAAUAGCGACAGUAAAAGAGCAUAUCAUCAAACUUUUGGAAUCUUUAGAGCAAUCGCUUCUAACACAACUAACUGAAAUGAAAAACAAAAACUUAAACAGGUUAAAACGACAGGAGAAAGAUAUAGUUGACUUGAUUACAUCUUCAAAAGCUGAAAAGGAGGCAAUGGAAUUUGUAAAAAAUGACGGUUCUGAUAAACAAACGUUUCUUUCAAUUCAUUUAUCCAAACCAGUUUUAGAUGAAAUUGAAAACAAGGUUAAGCAGCUAAGUGAUUCGUUUGUAGAGACCAGUCUUAUAUUCGUCAAAAGCGUCCUUAAGGAACAAAUAACAGAUCUCGGAUCAAUACAAUUAAAGGAAACCCCCUGUUCUUUUUCAUUUGUCCCGUACAAGCUGUGCCAGUCACAGGUUCCGGUCGUUCCUAAGUGCCAGACCACCACCUUCACUCAUCUAUACGACAUCGACAUGGAAGGGAUAAUCAUGAUAGGAGUAUCUGGUAUCACUAUAUUAGACGAUAAAAGAUUGGUUUUCUGUGAUGUAAUUACAAGCAAAGUACAUGUUUGUGAUGAAAAUGAUGUAUAUCAAUACUCAAUCCGCUCUCCGUAUGCACCAUGGGAUAUAGCAGCAGUACCAGGAACAACAACGGCUGUUAUGUCUUCCAGAAAUGAACCGUACAUACAGUUCAUAGAUUUAAAAAGACGUAGAAUUUUAAAGCAGAUAGAAGUGCAUCAAAGUGGAGGUUAUGGUAUUGCUGCAACAAAAGAUUACAUAUUUGUAGGUACUGAAAAAGAGAUACAGGUCCUAAACAGGAGUGGAAACUUAAAAAGAUCAAUCCGUUUAAAGCACGGACAGGGUCCUAUUGGAAAUAUUUCCAUUGGUCUAAAUGGGAACAUAUAUUAUUCAAACAACGAUGAAGUAUAUUGCUCUACAUUAGAUGGAGAUUUGGUUUUUUCCUAUUCGUCACCUCGCCUUCGUGGACCACGUAAAAUACAUGAUGCUGGAAACGUGUACAUCUUAGGACUUUGUUCACAAAAUAUACAUCAAAUUACAUCUACUGGAAGUUUUGUAGACGUAUUACUGGAAGACAAUAUGUCCGAACCUUUUGGUCUUUGUUUCAGUUAAGACUUUUCUAAGGUUUACAUUGCAAACAGAAGUGGUAAAACAAUGUCAGUGUUCAAGAUAAAUCAGUAACUUUUUUUUUCCUCAAAACCAAUAUUAUUUUGAAUAAAUAGUACACAAUCACAACAAAACCGUGACAGUAAAAAUAAACUUUUAAAUAA
This is a messenger RNA of Mytilus californianus (California mussel), 1768 nucleotides long. RefSeq lists its product as uncharacterized. NCBI's taxonomy places the organism in Eukaryota, Metazoa, Mollusca, Bivalvia, Mytilida, Mytilidae. The record is from RefSeq and is a predicted model, not a curated record. The transcript has 2 exons. The coding region runs from base 570 to 1610 and encodes 346 amino acids.